UUUAACAAUGUCAAUGUCAAAUCAUAUUUGCGAAAUGCGAAAACGUCAAAAAAGAAAAAAAAACAACGCUAUCACUGUAGAAAAAAAUAUAGAAUUACUGAUUAAUUUAAAAUACUUUAUAAUUAAUUUAUCUGUGAUGUAUUUUUUUUAACGCAUCUGCAUUUGUGAUCAAUAAAUAUAUCAAAGUGUUUUGUUUGACCAUUAUAAACCACAAUGGAACAUAUAAGACAGUUUGACUGGUGCUAUUCUAAACCAGAAUCACAUUUUCUACAAGAACGUGAUAUCGACAACAGUGUGACAGAGAGAAUACUCCGAAAUAAAUUCCAUGAUCCAUUAAUUUCUAGUGAUUCAGAAGAUGAGACACCUACCAUCGAUUGGGACGAAGUAUUUGCUAAGAAAAAAAACCAAAACAAACAGUUCCACGUGUAUGUACCUUGUCUUUCGAUGAUACAAUACCCAAAGCUAUCAGCUCUGACGGGUCACCAACAUUACCAACUACUGAGGGUGAUCUGUGCCCAGUAUCCUGAUGUACUCGAUCAGGUGGUUAUUCCAAGACCAACGAAACUGGAUCAUAGGGUUUUCGAGGAGUUGAGACCUGUUUACGAAAAGGAGCAAAAAGAAUACAUUGAGUGGGCCAAAACUAUGUGGACCAGUAAUCACUGUAUCAGAGCAUUACAACCGAAACCACAAAUAGAAACGGUGUACGAAGCAAGAUUCAAGAUGAAAGCUAAAGAAAUGGAGUCAUAUCCGAAAGUGUUUGAUUUUGCAGCACAGAUACCUCUAGAAACAAGAAAUAGUACAUUUGAUAUGAUUCUUGACAAGGAAAUAGUUAAUGCAGAUAUAAAAAUGUUACCUCACAUAGAAUGUAGACCUAUAACUAAGAAACUAACUGUAAUGCGACCUUGUCCCGUCCCGGAGCCAUGUAACAAGCAUCCUUGCAGAUUCAUAUUACCCACUGAAAAAACAGUGUCGAUACUUCCAUUCACGGAGGUCCAGCGGGAACUGGCGCAGUUCGCUCUGGACAACAACUGCCAGUAUGUGUCUAGUGAGAACGCACUGAAGUGUCUCGUAGAGCUGGAUAAGACUUGGAACAUUCCUGUGUCCGUGUCUGCGACUCUUGGUCCCGACGGUGAAACGACAAAUGUGGUUGUAUUGGGAAGCGAGUUCUCAACAAAUAAAGAGUCAGUUCUGACGAGAACGUACAAGGCCUUCAGACAUUUACUGCAAUAUACACUCAUACCACCGACAGAAAAAUACAAAAUGCACUACAAAGACAAAGACUGUCAAGAAACUGGUCAAGAGUUGAACAAGACGAACAUUUUCACCGAUAACUUAGACUUGUCUUCUGACGAAGAAGAUAAUAGCUUGUGUAUAGACGAGAAUUCUCAAAGUACAGAAGAUAAUUUCGAACCAUUCAACAAUACAAUAGAGACUGAAAAUCUAACACAUACAAGCGAAAAAAGCGACAAACAGAAUAAAAAAACAGCAAGCGACGUUGAAUUCUACACGUGUAAUUGUAAAGACACAGUAUUCGAGAGGCCGCCGCCGAGGUCGUUCAAGAAGUGGCAGGUUCGGAACAGAGAGACGGGGGAAAUGUUCGACGUUGUAGUACACUGUUCGCAUAAAGUUAGGGAUAAAAGCGGUGAAGUCAUAUUAGAACCGAUAUCAGAGUAUCAGCUGGACUUGGGCGCAAGUGAACAGUCGAAAGAAAAAAUUAGAAGCUUAGCGCUGUCGCUGUAUUUGAGGAAGAACGCUUCUCUGAUUAAUGUAAGAAUCGACGGCGCCACAGGGGAAGUGGCGACAUUUGAAAAGAGUAAUUUUGAUGAAAUAAAAAGGAAAAAUGACUCUGUCAUGAAUGACGUGACAAAUAUCCUACACUCGGCAUUUGCACAGCUACAAGGACUACUGCCCGGACAUUACAUAUUAAGGCACGAGCCAACUCACGGCAGUAACGCGCUGCUGUAUGCGUCUAAGUGUUCAGCGCGAGACCUUCGUCUGAACUUCGACAUUUCUAUCGGAGAAGACGAGGCCGACACGCUGAAAACACCGCCCACGCUUACAACCGUGCUACUGCCUUUCCACAAAAUGCGUCGCAUAGCUCCGUGUGCCUUCACUCCUCACCAGCAGUUCGUGUCGCGGCGACCCGCGCUACGGACCGCGCGCGCGCCGCCGCGGGCUCUGCAGUGGCCAAAGAAAAAGAAGAAGAAGAAGAAGGCUAUAAACCAUAAAUAUGUAUUUUAUUUAAUAACAUAA
Messenger RNA from Melitaea cinxia (Glanville fritillary), 2253 nucleotides. RefSeq lists its product as uncharacterized. Lineage: Eukaryota; Metazoa; Arthropoda; Insecta; Lepidoptera; Nymphalidae. Gene Ontology annotation, biological process: snRNA transcription by RNA polymerase III; snRNA transcription by RNA polymerase II; positive regulation of transcription by RNA polymerase III. The record is from RefSeq and is a predicted model, not a curated record. Bases 214 to 2253 code for a protein of 679 amino acids. Gene Ontology annotation, cellular component: transcription elongation factor complex. The transcript is spliced from 16 exons.